UGAUGGCUUCCUACCCGCACCAAUUGAUUUUUACAUGAGAAGAUCAAAACCCCAAAUUUGUACUCAUCUUUUGAAUUUUGAUUGCAGUGAGAGCUUUGAAUUCUAUAUUUCAACAUUGGGGAAUCUCAGCAUCAAACCAAUGGAACACAAGUGGGGAACCAUGCACCGGAGCUGCCAUUGACUCAACCAGCAUUGAUAGCUCUGACUAUAAUCCCGGAAUCAAAUGAAAGUUUAUGCAUUGGACGUCGUUGGUGUAAUCCCAGAUGAGCUACGGAAUUUGACUUUCCUCACUAAUCUGAAUUUGGGUCAAAAUUAUUUGACAGGUCCCCUGUCUGCAUCCAUUGGCAAUCUAACCAGAAUGCAGUACUUGAGCAUGGGAAUUAAUGCACUAUCAGGGGAGCUUCCUAAGGAACUUGGACAGCUUACUGAUUUACGAUCAUUUGCCUUUGGGACAAACAACUUCUCUGGUUCUCUGCCGUCUGAGCUUGGGAAUUUGGUGAAGUUAGAACAACUAGAUUACGACUUCGCAAUCAAAUGUGGUGGUCCUCAGAUUACUUCUUCUGAUCAGAUUGUGUUUGAGAGGGACGAUGAAACUCUUGGUCCAGCUACAUACUAUGUGAUUGCCACAAAUAGGUGGGCAGUUAGCAAUAUUGGAUUGUUUUCUGGAAGCAACAAUCCUCAGUACACGAGCACGUCUUCAUCUCAAUUCACAAAUACUUUAGACUCAGAGCUGUUCCACACAGCAAGGAUCUCUGCUGGAUCAUUAAGAUACUAUGGCUUAGGCCUUGAGAAUGGAAACUAUAAUUUUAUCCUCCAAUUUGCAGAGACAGCAAUUGUUAAUUCAAAUUCUUGGAAGAGUCUUGGAAGGCGUGUCUUCGAUGUUUAUAUCCAGGGAGAUUUGAUUUUAAAAGAUUUUGACAUAAGAAAGGAGGCAGGAGGGGUCUCUUUCCAAGCUGUUAAGAAAGAAUUCAGGGCUCAGGCAUUGGAAAAUUACAUUGAAAUCCAUCUCUUUUGGGCUGGAAAAGGGACUUGCUGUUAG
Messenger RNA from Vitis riparia (riverbank grape), 1039 nucleotides. RefSeq names its product probable LRR receptor-like serine/threonine-protein kinase At1g56140. NCBI's taxonomy places the organism in Eukaryota, Viridiplantae, Streptophyta, Magnoliopsida, Vitales, Vitaceae. The transcript has 7 exons. The record is from RefSeq and is a predicted model, not a curated record. Bases 224 to 1039 code for a protein of 271 amino acids. Gene Ontology annotation, molecular function: protein binding.